Lolium rigidum is the source of this 273-nucleotide messenger RNA. RefSeq lists its product as uncharacterized. Bases 1 to 273 code for a protein of 90 amino acids. Lineage: Eukaryota; Viridiplantae; Streptophyta; Magnoliopsida; Poales; Poaceae. The record is from RefSeq and is a predicted model, not a curated record. The transcript has a single exon.
AUGGGGAGAGGGAGUAAGUUGGCCUUUGCGUCUUUGUUUGGGCUUAGGAGUAAGAGGACGCAGGAGCAGGAAGAGCAGGAUGCUGCGGCGAGGCGGCAGCAACAGCAGGAGGAGAGGUACCGCCGGGGCACGAGGGUGCGGCCAAGCGACGACGACUACUACUACGGCCGCCACUGGUAUGCCGACCGCGACAUCAACCGCAAGGCCUCCGAGUUCAUCGACAGGGUGCACCGUGGGAUGCUCACCAACGACGAGCAAGACCAAAACGAGUAG